Molecule: messenger RNA, 1784 nt
Organism: Myotis davidii
Lineage: Eukaryota; Metazoa; Chordata; Mammalia; Chiroptera; Vespertilionidae
Product: sal-like protein 4
Biological process (GO): regulation of transcription by RNA polymerase II
Cellular component (GO): nucleus
Molecular function (GO): RNA polymerase II cis-regulatory region sequence-specific DNA binding; DNA-binding transcription factor activity, RNA polymerase II-specific
Source: RefSeq, a predicted model, not a curated record
AUGACAAGGUGCAAGCAAGCAAAGCCCCAGCACAUCCACCCAGAGGAGGACUGUGGCGCGAAGCCGCCACCCCAGCCGGCCCCGGGAUUCGUAGCCUCAGCAGCGCCGGAGGCGGGGGAGCCGGGUGCUUCAGUGAACUACCCGGGGACUGGUGAUGGCAUGAAUGGGGGUCGAGCGACAGUAAAGAGACCUCAUCAGGAGGAGAUUCACUUCUGUGAGAAAUGCUGCGGAGAGUUCUUCAGCAUUUCUGAGUUCUUAGAACAUAAAAAUUGCACUAAACACCCACCUGUCCUCAUCAUGAACGACAGCGAGGGGCCGAUGCCUUCCGAAGACUUCUCCGGGGCUGGGCUGAGCCACCUGCCACGCAGUCCAAGCAUUAAGGACAGUCACAGGGAGAGUGGCAGCAGCUCAGGGGACAUGAAGGAGAAGCCAGGGGCGGAGUCUGUCCCGUUCUUAAAGAUGGCCCCCCUGCCACCCACAGCCCAGGACUUAAGCUAUUUACCCAAAGGCAAAGUAGCCAACACUCUUCAAGCACACCGGGGCACCAAGGUGGCAGUGAAUCAGCAGAGCGCGGACACGCUGCCCACCCCCCUACCCGGUGCCAACAGCAUCCAGUGGGUCCUGGAGCAGAUCCUGUGUCUGCAGCAGCAGCAGCUACAGCAGAUCCAGCUCACCGAGCAGAUCCGAGUCCAGGUGAACAUGUGGGCCGCCCAUGCCCUCCACUCCGGCGCAGCGGGAGCCGACACCCUGAAGACCUUAGGCAGCCACACAUCCCAGCAGGUCUCUGUAGCUGUGGUUUUGCUCCGCCAGAAAACUAGAAGCCAAGGUCUGUCCCUGGACACCUUGAAACAAGCCAAGCUACCUCACACAAGCAACCCUUCCACCACCAACUCGGUGUCCCCAGGGCUGCUGUCCUUUGCCCUGAGGCCGGAUGGGACAAGGGUGCUCCCAAACCGCAUCUCCGGUGCUUUGCUACCCCCAACCCCAAGCUCUGUGCUCUUCCAGAGCCCUUUUUCCACACUGGCGUUAGACCCGUCUAAGAAAGGGAAAGGCAAGCCACCCAAUGUGUCCCCAGUGGAUGUCAAACCCAAAGACAAGGCCACCCACUACAGGCACAAGUGUCGGAGCAAUCUCCCAUCAGCAUUUGUCCAAGCCCAGCCAACCUAUGUGAAAGUGGAAGUUCCUGGUGCAUUUGGACCCAUGACCAUGACCCGCCAGGGCAAGCAGCAUGCCUGCAUACAGUGCGGGAAGAACUUCUCGUCAACCAGUGCCCUCCAGAUUCAUGAGCGGACUCACACUGGGGAGAAGCCUUUCGUGUGUAACAUAUGUGGACGAGCUUUCACCACCAAAGGCAACUUGAAGGUUCACUAUAUGAUGCAUGGUGCCAACAACAGCUCCGCGUGCUGCGGGAGGAAGCUGGCCAUGGAGAACACCAUGGCUCUUCUAGGAACAGACACAAAGAGGGUCCCAGAGGUGUUUCCCAAGGAAAUGAUGGCCCCUUCAGUGAACGUGGACCCUGUUGUGUGGAACCAGUACACCACCAUGCUCAACAGUGAUCUGGCCAUGAAGACCAAUGAGAUCUCAGUGAUCCAGAGUGGAGGCAUCCCGACUCUCCCGGUGUCCCUAGGUGCCAGCUCCAUUGUCAGCAACACCACCGUCUCCAAGAUAGAUGGCUCCCAGUCAGUUAGCAGUGAUGUGGAAAAGCCGGGUGCUGCUGACAGCGUCCCCAAACACCAGUUCCCUCACUUCCUGGAGGAAAACAAGAUUGCGGUCAGCUAAGCGAC